AUCAACCGAGUUGAAUAUAAUAAAAAAAAACACCAAAAAAAAAUUCAAAUAAUGAAGCAGUCAACGUUCAUUGCCUGCGCCUUAGUGAGCCUACUGUCGUUCAGUAGCUCAAACGCCCAAUGCUUAGCCCGCCCUCCGUGCGCAGCACCAGCGGCUCCUCUACCCUUGGCCACCUUACUUCCCCUGCUCGCUAACCCGGCUGCCUUGCCCACGGUCCCUCCAUCCUCGAUCGUUUGCCUCUUGACCACCCUGGCCAACAAUCCAGCCCUCCUGCCCACCAUCCCCCCACCGGUGCUCAUCAACUUGCUCACUUUACUGGCGUCCAACCCGUCCCUGUUGGUCGCCAUCCCCCCCAAUGUACUCGUGGCCAUCUUGGCCGAAUUGGCCGCCAACCCGGCCAUCGUCGCCAUAGUCCCGCCCCCCGUCAUCCUCGGCCUCGUCAAGUCCAUCGCUUCAGCCGCCCCAGCUCUGUUGCCCCUCAUUCCGCGACCAGUUCUGUUGGCGCUCCUGAGCCCCGUACUGCCCGCCCUAGGUCUGCCACCCUCGUCGCCGACCGUUGUCGCUAGCCUGUCCAUCCCCGCCGCUCCAGCACCGGUGAUCGCUCCCGCCCCGGCUCCAGGCCCAAUCGUCGUCCAGCUGCCAAAGAAAACCGUAUCCAGGACCCCGAUAGUCGUCCCGGGCGGUCCAGCCCCCAACUUGCUCGUCAAGUUGCAACAACAACCGUCCUGUCCCCCGACCAUCCUGCCAGCCUGUGCUCCGGGUCCGAUCAUCAUCAACGACAGCCAAAACUCACACAGCGGCACCAUCACCAACGCUCCAGCUCCAAAACCGGCCAACAUCAUCUUCUCCCUGCCCACUCCAACGCCCAGCGCACCCAUAGUGUUGCCGCCCGCACCUUUGCCACAGAUCUUGUACAGCCCAGGCUCCAGCUUCAGCACCCCAGACAUCGUGUUACAAGCCCCGUCCUGUCUGCCAAAAUUGUUCGUCCUGCCAUCUCCAGCCUGUCCACAGCCCUGUUACGCACCACCCCCGUGCCAACAACUGCCCCCAUUGCUCGCCACUGUACCUAGUGUACCCGCUAAUGCAUGCGGAUUUGAAAUGAUCAACACAAUUAAGAUCUGUACAAAAGACAUAACAGAAGCAUCGAAAAAGUUAAAAUAUUGCUUAUUCCCAAUCAUCACAAUUUGCUCGAUUGUUCUUAAUCACAAAUUAAAUGAAGGAUCCAUCGCACAAUGCGCUUUACCAGCACCUUGCGCAUCAGCACCCUUAUCCCUCCCAGCAACUCCGGUUGGAUCUCCUCUCCCGUUGGCCUCCUUACUUCCUUUGCUCAGCAACCCAGCCGCUUUACCUUCAGUCCCCCCUACAGCCAUCGUUUGCCUUUUGACCACCCUCGCCAACAACCCAGCUCUCUUGCCCACCAUCCCUCCACCAGUGCUCAUUAAUUUGCUCACUUUAUUGGCGUCCAACCCGUCCUUGUUGGUCGCUAUCCCACCCAAUGUACUCAUCGCCGUCCUCGCCGAAUUAGCCGCCAACCCGGCAAUCGUCGCCUUAGUCCCACCCUCCAUCAUCCUCGGUCUCGUCAAGGCCAUCGCUACCGCAGCCCCAGCUCUGUUGCCACUCAUUCCCCAACCUGUUCUGUUGGCUCUCUUGGCCCCCGUGUUGCCAGCUCUUGGUCUGCCUUCAUCGUCUGCGCCAGUUGUCGCUAGCUUGUCCAUCCCCGCCGCACCAGCACCAAUCAUCGCUCCCGCCCCGGCUCCAGGCCCAAUCGUCGUCCAACUGCCAAAGAAAACCGUAUCCAGAACCCCAAUCGUCGUCCCAGGCGGACCAGCUCCCAACUUACUGCUUAAGCUGCAACAACAACCGUCUUGUGGCCCGACCAUCCUGCCAGCUUGUGCUCCAGGUCCGAUCAUCAUCAACGACAGCCAAAACUCACACAGCGGUACGAUCACCAACGCUCCAGCUCCACCACCAGCCAACAUCGUCGUGUCCCUGCCAACUCCAACGCCCAGCGCACCGAUAGUGUUGCCGCCCGCACCUUUGCCACAAAUCUUAUACAGCCCAGGCUCCAGCUCCAGCACCCCAGACAUAGUUUUACAAGCCCCAUCUGGUCUACCGAACUUGUUUGUCGCUCCAGCCGCCCCAGCUUGCCCACAGCCCUAUUACGCACCACCCCCAUGCCAACAAUUGCCCGCCUUGCUCGCCACUGUACCAAGUGUGCCUUCUUCCAUCUGCGGUUGUUAAGAACUGUUUCAGUCUAAAACCAUUAAUAUACUUAUAUAUUUUGCAUAAUUCAAAAUAGCCAUUUUCUAGUUAUUUUGCAUCAAGUAUUUCGGUUUACAUAUUGAACGAAUAAAUAAACGGUUCUAUCUUA
Messenger RNA from Adelges cooleyi (spruce gall adelgid), 2371 nucleotides. RefSeq names its product helicase SRCAP-like. Lineage: Eukaryota; Metazoa; Arthropoda; Insecta; Hemiptera; Adelgidae. The coding region runs from base 52 to 2241 and encodes 729 amino acids. The record is from RefSeq and is a predicted model, not a curated record. The transcript is spliced from 4 exons.